This is a messenger RNA of Acyrthosiphon pisum (pea aphid), 1276 nucleotides long. RefSeq lists its product as uncharacterized. Gene Ontology annotation, cellular component: ribonuclease MRP complex; multimeric ribonuclease P complex. Gene Ontology annotation, molecular function: ribonuclease P activity; ribonuclease MRP activity. The transcript is spliced from 8 exons. The coding region runs from base 191 to 1171 and encodes 326 amino acids. Gene Ontology annotation, biological process: endonucleolytic cleavage in ITS1 to separate SSU-rRNA from 5.8S rRNA and LSU-rRNA from tricistronic rRNA transcript (SSU-rRNA, 5.8S rRNA, LSU-rRNA); tRNA 5'-leader removal. The record is from RefSeq and is a predicted model, not a curated record. Lineage: Eukaryota; Metazoa; Arthropoda; Insecta; Hemiptera; Aphididae.
UAGGUCCGUGCUCCACUCACAUGUCCGGUGAAUACAGACUGUGAUCACAUUUAAUUUUAAUUUUUACUGGCCAAAGCCAAACAAUUAACUAUUAAGCUAUUUAAGCUCAAAAGUCAAAAUCAAGAUCGAAUAAACUCGUAUAGGUGUCUCGUAUGUCAAAUGAAUAAGGCUAUAUAAAUAUUAAAUAAUAAUGAUCGAGCCAGAGUUGUUUAAUUUCAAACCGCCUUUAAAUAAACAUGACUAUGUACAAAAGCACUGGGAUAAAUUAUUAGCAAAUAUAGACGAGUGUGGACUUACCCAUUCUAUAUCGGUUGUUUUGCCCGACACAAUUUUCAUUCCAAAUUAUAUUGAAAACAUAUUUACUGAAAAUGGUCAAUACUAUCUAAUAAAAAAUGUUACUUUAUGCUCAUUAAUAGAUCCUGGAUUUAUCACAUCUUUUGUGAAAAAUGGAAAUGUUUACGCUAUAUCUCUGAAUACUCACAUUGAUGCUGAAGACUGUAUUUCAAUAACCAACAGAAAUUUAUUACAAAUGUCUUUAAUUCAAUCUUCCUAUCAGAAUAUGUGUCUACCAGCAAAAGACUCAAAAAUUACAUUGGAUUUAAAAGAAUUAAAAUUCAGUAGUAAAUAUUAUCAACGUAUCAAGGAGAGUUUUGAACGUUUUCAGACCAAGUUUGACAUGCUUAUUAGCUGGGAAUCCAAUAAUGAUGAUGUCUGUCCUUCGUCAAUAGCUUCAUACUUUAACAAAAAUGGAUUUGACUGUCAAGGCUGUAUUCCCCGAUCAACUACAACUAGAAAAUAUAAUAUGACCAUUCCAACAGGCAUUGAUAAUUUUGGACUUUUAGAUACUUGGUUAUCGUAUUUUUCAUUGGACAUAAAUGUCGAUGAUAGGAUACCAAGUAUUUUACCUGAUGGAAAGUUAACAAAAUCAAAUUCUCGUAAUGUUGGUCAAGUAACUCAAAUUGUCUGGACAGGGUUUUUUGAUAAUCAAAAAGUAAAGCUCUUGUUAGAAAAGUUCAAGGAAUUUCAGGAAAAGGAAGGCAAGAUAUAUUGGAUGGCCAUUCAUUUGGAACCGUUUACAAAUUCUCCAUAUCCUUACACUCAUCGUACAAUUGUAUUAAACCCUGAUAGUAAAUAUUUCAUAUCUUAUUGCACAAAAUGUAAAAAAUGUUAAAAAUUUGUUUUGAAUUAAAAAGUUUUAUAUUGUUCCAUAUAUUAUAUGGUAUAUAAAUUGUUUUGUUGAGAAUGUAUAUAUAAUAUAAUAUAUCAUAAGGUGAUA